Molecule: messenger RNA, 8069 nt
Organism: Alligator mississippiensis (American alligator)
Lineage: Eukaryota; Metazoa; Chordata; Crocodylia; Alligatoridae
Gene: TTC29
Product: tetratricopeptide repeat domain 29
Exons: 18
Coding region: 784-2154 (456 amino acids)
Molecular function (GO): protein binding
Source: RefSeq, a predicted model, not a curated record
UGCCUAGAUUUUGCAAGGCUGCUCAUGUUCUGUAAGCCCCAAAAGAUCAUACAUAGUGCUUUUGACUCAACACUUAAAUUAUAUGGAACCAAAGCUGAAGAAUUGUGAAACUUAUAAACUGCGGAAAGUACUCAUGAUGAUGCUCCUGCCUGGGCUCUCUGCAGAUCAUGUCCUCUGCAGAGCAUGUCCUAGAUAAAGAUGAAAUAGCAUCCAUAUAGAAAUGUUGACGGGCUUCAAGGCACUUUCCAAGGACAAGGUUAAGGAGAGAUGUGAAGGCCAUCAACUGGGGAAUGCUCUGACCUGGUAUCCCAAGCAAGUUCCCAGCAGGCUAUCAAGGCUGGCAACUCCAAUGUGAAAGAUAGGACUUCUACCAAGAGAUGAGUAAAGGUCAGGAAACCUAUUGCAAAGAGAAAAAAUUCAUACCAACAAGAAACCUCACACAAGUCCAAAAUAUCUGUGCUUAACCUUGGAAAACAUUUAGAGUGGAGGAGAGCACCCUGAAACAGAAGAGGGUCACCAAAUAUAUGAGACCACACAAUCUUGCUGCACCUGGAACUGAAAACAAAUGCAAGUUGAUUUAAAAAUAGCGAUGAGAUAAUUUUUGGCCAAUAAGGAGGAAUGAGGUGGAAAAGAUCUAGCAAGAAAUCAUGGGAGGUCUAUGAAGAACCAGACACAGCAAAUGGAAUGAAAUCCUGGUUGCAGUCUCUUGAGGUUGUCGCAAGCAGUUCACUGAAAUGUUUGACAUUUGAGCUGAGCUGACUACUUUGCUAAGGAUAGUUCAAAAUGAGUAUAUUGCCUCCUGUGAUGCUCCAAAGCCCAAAGAGUCAUCCCAGCUUCCUAGAGAAGAUGGUUUGCUGUUCAUCAAAACUUGCAAGGAUUCAUUUGAUCAAAGACAAAGAUGCCAUAGAUCAUUAUUUGGCGAUGAAUAUCAAAGGGUUGUCAAAACAAGAGGCUGCUGCUUACAGGAAUUCAUACAAGAAAAACAUCUGCAUAGACAUGCUGCAACAGGGUUAUCACAAAUCCUUCUCGGAGCUCUUCACUCUGAUACAGAAGUGGAAUGCCUUGAGGGAGGCUGCAGGGCCUGGGUCAGCCAUAUGGCAGCAAAAGUCCCUGGAGGAGCAGCCUGAUAAGCUGGAUCAGCUUCACCACUUCCUGACCAGGGCUGAGGCAGCCCAACGAGCAGAAUACUAUGAAGAUGUGUACAUUAACCAGCUUAGUUUGGCCUAUUGCUUCAACAACCCUGAAGACAAAUGGUUAGGGAAUUAUUUCUAUGAACAAUGUUUUAACACUGCUCAACUGAUCAAAAUUGAUGGGGGGAAAAAGGAGGCUGAGGCACAUGCAAAUAUGGGCCUUGUCAAUGAGGAACAAGGUCAGUUCAUGAAAGCUGCUGAGCAUUAUGAAGCAUUCUAUCAACUGACAGUAGGGCGGAUAUGGAAGGAUGAGACAAGCCAUACUUACAACUCACUGGCCUGUGAGCAUCUCUGGAGAAUUUACACAUUACUCGCAGACAAAAUGCUAGAAAAUAAAGAACACCAACAGGCCAUCAAAACUCUAAUAAAAGCUUUUGAAAUGGCAAAAGAAGGUGGUGAUAAGAAGAUGGAAGGAGAAGCUGCCUAUUGCUUAGGUUUAGCAUAUCAUUCUGCCGGAGAGGAACAGACAGCAAUAUUAAAUCUGAACACCUACAUAGAAAUUUCCACAGCACUGUGUGAUAUGGUUGGCCUAGGGAGAGCAUAUCAAGCUAUAGCCAAGGUCCUGGUAAGCCAGGGAAAAGUGACUGAGGCUAUUAAGUACUUGGAAGAGUUUGUGAAGGUUGCCAAGAGUGCUCAUCUAAGCCGCAGCCUUGUGGAUGCAUGUGUAUUCCUUGGAGAUAUCUACAAUGAAAAAGGAAACUAUAACAAGGCCUGUGAAUAUUUCAGUCAGGCUUUUGAGGCAGCAAACACUCUAACUAACUUGCCCUUGAUGGAUGAAACAAAGGUUUAUUAUGGCAUUGCAAAAGCUCAUAACAUGAUGGUGGCAGUUAACAGCUAUACAGAAACUGCAGAUCCCGUCAGUGUUGAGUACCUGCUGGCAUGGAAGGAGAACAGAAGUGACAUGUGCACUGACCCUUUUACAGUCGAACUUCCUAAAGAGGCAAGUGUUUUGGAGACCCUUUGAACCACUUCUGAAGACACCAGUUCAAGAACUUCUCUGACAAUUCCAGGUAGAGAAAAAAACUGCCAAAUCCUUUUGAUGAAAUCAAGAAGAUCCUUGUUAGACAACACACACCAAAGUUUGAAUUUCAGCUUUGAAUUUAAACAGGAGCAUAGUUUGGCACUGCAAGCACCCAGACAUCAGAAGUCCUUGCAUGAGUGGUGUCAUGUGCGAUAUGUGUCACAGUGGCUUUUAUCUUAAAUACCUUGUGUUGUUGAAAUAAAAUAGAGAAUGAAAGGAAUGAUUAUGAAAGAAAGUGAGUUACUUUGUAUUUAUGUAUUACACACCCUUUCCUCCAAUGUGCUGUGCAUCUCCUGUGAGGUCCUGCUGAGCAUCCUUAACUCCUACUGGAGACAAUGAAAGUGGAAGCUGAAGACAUGCAGCGCCUUGUAAGGUUCUAAAUACAUGUGAUAAAUAUACAUUAAAAUCCAACAUACCUUUCUUUUCAGUAAAAGUCAAUGCAGUGCUUGACCCCUUUUACCUGGCACUUUCAUCCAAGGUUAACAACUGUGCUUAGCAGCUGCGUAUCAGCUCAGUUCUAAUGCACUUAGAAUAGAUCCAACCUGGUUGGUGCACUUUCGCAUGGUUUAGAUCUCAGUUAUAAUACAGUUUGGCGCCAGCCAGGUUCAGACACAACAAAGUUUGUUGAAGCUGUGCUUAAGCAUAGUCACAAAACUCUGCUGAAAGCCCUAAAGAAGCCAGGCAUUAGAAAUGCUGUUUACUCCCACAAAUGACACAUUAAUCUAAACAAUAGGCUAACAUAAGUACAUCUACUAGUGCAAAUGUUUCCUAUUGAAAUAUUUUUUUUACAUUUUCAAAGCUCCCUUUUCAAGUGUAACCUUCACUUAUUCAAGUAACUAACGGUUUAAACCAGUGAUAUGCAACAUAUGGCCCAUGGCUGGAUCCAACCUGCAGUAUGGGGGAUCUGUGACAAGCGGCUUGGCCCAACACAUCUGCUUUCCUGCCCCAUGUUGUGCAGUUGAUCCCUUCUGCAUCCCCCCAGUCUUUCCAUCUCUUCUCCCCUAGGCAGGCACUGCUUAUUCUCUGUCUCCCUCUCUCCCUCCCCCUUCCCUAUGGCAAGCAUUGUUUCCUGGAGGUAAGUUCUCUCCCUCUCCACAGACCUCUAACACUGGCAGCCACUUCCCUCCUCUCUUUCCCUUUCCAGCUUCCAUACUGGAUAGGAGUGGUGGUCCAUGGUGCAACCCCUGCCCUGCCACUCUGAAAAGUUGAGCACCAGUAUUUUAAACCAGUGGUAUUUAACCCUUUGACUUCAUGUACCAGGAUUGGGCCCUCACCCCUGGAUUGGGCCCCAUGAGGCCUUGGUUGGCUCCACAAGCCACAUUGGGCAUGCACACCAGGAUCAGAUCCCUUGCCAUCUCCACAUGCACUGCAUGCUGGGAUCAGGCCCCAGAGCCCUGCACCACCUCCGUCCAGCCCCAUGCAUCAAGAUUGGGUCCUGCACCACCCUGCAUGCAGGGUCACGGUCCAUAGGACUCCCCAAAGACCCAAAGGGAGCUUUAUGGGCAAUGUGACAGUGCCAGGGACCAGACCUAGCCGGUGGGCCAGGGCUUAAAAUAAUCUUGAUGAAUAAAAACCUUAUAGUAAUCUUAAAGCUUUAUUCCUUUAGUACAUUAAUGUCUAUUUAGAGAAUUUUAGUUGGAGCCGGCUAAUUUCUUCUUGGUGCUGGAUUCAACCUGGGACCCUAAUCAGGCUGACUUCAGUGGGCUUUCUCAAUUCUCAGUGACUAGUUGCCAAGGGGCAAAACACCUUGACAUGGGUAGAACUAGGGAGAUAGAAAAUAUAGGUUAUUAUUUUGGGAAAUGAGCCUGGCAUGCUCACUCCAUACAUACAACAGCCCAAAACAUGAUGUACACCCCAGGGAAUCGCACAAUUAUAUGCCCUUGUCAUUUUGUACAUAAAACAUAUGACAACACAUAAUUGCAUAAUACUGCAUAAUUUAACCCAGGUGGGCUCUGUGCCUCUAUACUUCCAUGGGGCUCCUGGCACUCCAGCUGGGAGACCCCUGUGGAGGCACUGAGUGUGAUGCACAACUGGACAGCUGCUAAGUGGGGAGGGGAGCUCCUGCCUGCUGGAGUGAGGUGUGGGAUUUGUGAGUGGAUGUAAGGAUUUGUGAGGGUGGGUGUGGGGAUGGGUAUCCCGCCCACCCCCCCACUACAUACCCCCUAUGGCGCACCACCCCCACUGCCAGUGGCAGCAGCAGCAGGCAGAGGGCCCUUGGGGCAUUCAUGGCCAUGGCAGGCAGAGCCCCCCAGUGGCACAUGGCUCCAGCUGAGUCCUGGGGGCUGCACAUGGCAGCACAGAGCUUGCCCGGCUCACUGGAACACGCCUUUGGACCAAACCAGGCUGGCUCCAUGCCAGCACAGGGGGCUCACAUCACUGCAGGGAGGAACUGUAUACCAUUGGACUAAACUGGCUCCAGUGGGAAGCUGCACACAGAGGCACAGAGCCCACCCAGCCUGAUGGCACGCGACUCCCCAGAGCUCCCAGUCCACUUGCCAUCGGGUUAGAUGGGCUCCAUGCCACCAUGUGAGGCUUCCUGCUGGAGUGCUGGAAGCCCCACCUGCAGGCACAGAGCCGGCCCAGCCCGAUGGUGUGUGGCUCCCACCUGCAGUGCCAUGGGCCCCACAUGCUGGUGUGAAGCCAGACUGGUCUGCUUCGAAGGCACAUGCCAGUGUAUCAGGCCAGGCCAGCUCCAUGCUGCCACAUGCAGCUCUCAGGACUCAGUGCAUAAUUUUGAAUUUUUCUGCACAUAAUUCCCUGGGGUGUAAUGUAAUAAUGUAACUGUUGUGGGUACAUGCCAGUGAGCUUGCUGUCUUGGGCAUGUUUGUUGCUGUGCACCCAGUUUUGCACUAAAAGUUCCACAUAAUAUCCAUUUCAGGGUGUAGUGCACAUAUGGCAUAACUGCAGCAGUUCUUAGCAUGGUCAGGAGGAAGUGCAGACAAGCCCCUGGAGUUGUAUCUGGAAAAACUGAUUGUAUAUCAUAUCUUCAAGAAAACUGUUCUUUGAGAUCUACAUAACCAAAGGUUUAUGGGUACAGAUCACUGAGAUUUUUUUCUUUAAGAUAAAGAUUCCCAGGUUCAGAGUCUGAAGCAGGGUCCAUUAAGCCUUGAGUCAACUUUUAGGACAAUCUCCAUGAAAAUCAUAUCUGUAACUGUAACACUAAUACUCAGUACUGAUUCACUUCUGGAUAGCAAUCUGUGCAACUGAUUACUAACAUCUGAUGGUAAGAUUUGUUUCUAUUAAGACAGUAUAAAAUAUACAACAUUAAUGAACUUAUUCGGCAACACUUUGGAUCAGGAUGCCAUAUUGUAACAUAAAUACAGCAUCUGUGACACAUUUUAUUUUCUGUCUAGAAAUCUGUAUUGUGUAAAUAUUAACUUUGUUACAGAAAUGUUCAUUUUAAAUCUUAAAUAAAUCUUAGAGGAAAGCUCCUACUUAUAUUUAUAGUUUCUUAAAUGCACAUAUGUAUAUUCUUAGAUAGAUAGAUAGAUAGAUAGAUAGAUAGAUAGAUAGAUAGAUAGAUAGAUAGAUAGAGCUGUGUGUGUGUAUGUGGUCUUUUAAAUCUCUUUAAUAAAAGUUAUAUAUAGGUGAACAUUUAAAAAAACCUAAGAAAACAUCUAUAAAUUAAGCACUAAAUAACAGUGCAGUUGUAUCCUGGAUUAAAAGUAAACUUUUAUCUAUAUAUCUUGCGACAUAUAUUUCAAUACAAUAUAUGAAAUAUUGAACAUAUCAGAAAGCAAAAUAAAUGUUUUACAGAUAAAAAAUAAAAAUUGCAUUAAUUUAAUCCAAAAACCCAUAUUUAUAGAACUCUCCUAACUUUUAUAAGGGAGGCAGUAUCGGCUUCUUAGUUAUAAGCAAGUGCAAUUUUUAAAUGUCUGUGAUCUCUGCUUUAUCAGAAAUAUUAUCCUAAAUAGAAUAUUUUAAUUUUUACUUUUUAUGGGGGGAAAAACCCUCAGCAUUUAAAAACGCACUUUAUCUAAUUGACUAUAGACACUGUUUUGCUCUAACAAUAAUUCACAGAUUGUUCUUUAAGUAGAGAAAUGAAGACUUAUUUUUCUGGUUCAAACUAAUGGAAAAAGUUAGGUAAGCAGAAAAAAGCAGAGCCCUGGUUCUGGGAUCAGCUCCCUUAUCUUGCAACAGUAUAAUGUGAUGUACAGUGACUACAGAUAAAGGUUAAGCUACAAUUUGAAGAUGCAUAUGAAAAGUGAUACUUCAAACAACACAGUGCUCACUGUUACCAUCUUUUAUCUCACCACACCAGAUUUUCCAGAGUAAUGGAUGAAUUCUGACUGCAGGGAAUCCAGGUCUGAAUCUUGACCAUCUGUGCUCAGGCAAAAGCUGAAGAGUUAACCCUCUCAUAGCCACCGACAAAUUGGCAAUAUAUUUUGCCACUGGUUGUGAAAGGAUUAACACGGUAGUUCUGACCCUGAAAGGUGAACUCCACCCCUUCCCUCUCUGAAGCUGGUAGGGGAAGAAGAAUGGCAAUCAUUUUACAGCAUCCUGCUUACCUUUAUUACAGUUACAGUUAGAUGAGUUAGCAUGCUCAAACCCUGCUCUUCAUUUCCUUACUUUAAAGAAAUGACCAAAACAUGAUAUAAAAUGACAAAAACCCUUUGUGAUUUCAUUGGAGAUUCCUCUAUAUAGGACUGAGUGAUUCUCAGCUCUCAUUCAUCAACACUGUAGCCCUCCACCCAACUUCUUCCAAAGGCUCCUAAUGCAUUGUCCUCCAAAGUUCUGCAGACUGAAAAAGAAAGAAAGCACAUGACAGUACAAACUGAAGUUGCAGGUCUCUCCUCUGUUUUGAGCGUAUACAGUUGACUUCAACUGCCUUGUACCUGCUAACUCUAGUGAGCAGGUAUAUAAAUUUGGCCUACAGACUCUAGUUGUGAACAGUUUAUAAAAUAAGUCUAGCCAAUGAUAAUACAAUAAAGGAGUUGUUUUCAAGUGGUAACAUUUCAAUCUGUAAAAUUUCAAUCUGUAAAAGUCCACUUUUUCAUAGUGGAUCUAUAAUGUAAGAGCUGACAAUUAACCCAAUUUUCUGGUAAAGUUUCUACAUAAAACUCUUUGUGGCUCUACCAGAUAGUAUCCUUCAUUUACUAACAGAUCAUAUCUCUGAAAAAGGUUGCGUGUUUGAAGUAAUUUUGUAUAUAAUUACUGAAAAGAAUAUUUUCUGAAAGUUAAGUUAUAUCAUAUACAUUCAGAAGAAAUAUGCAAUAGUUCACCACUUACCUUUGGAGCCAUUUUAAAAAUGAAUGUUUGAGUCACUGAAAGGUCAUCCUGUUCUGGAAGAAUCCAUUCAUCUUAUGGUAGUCUACUAUAAAUGUAGUAGUAGAAAUACUACAUAUAAUUACUGAGGGAUAGAUGGUACAAACAUGAUUGAUAAUAUCCAUGAUUAAUAUUACUUUUAUUCACUGCUAGAAGGAAGCAGACAGCAAAUAAAAGAAACAAUGUUAUCUUACUUGUAAAUAAAAUAUAAAUCAUAGGUCAUAUGCAUAUUUAGCACUAUUUAUCAUGUACCCUAUACAUACAAUCAAAACUUUAAUCAGCUUAUGCAACUGAUAUUUAUACACACCAACUGCUAAAGCUUCCUUAGCCUGACGAAGGGUUUUUGAACCCAAAAGCUUGCUUAAUAACUAUUCUCCAACUAUUUGGGUUGGUCUAAUAAAAGAUAUCUAAUUCACCCAAGGAACCUUGUCUGAUAUUUAUUAAGGAUUUUAUUUGGUUGUGCAAUCCAUUUAAGCUCUCUAAAGAUAUUAAUGAAAAAUGAAGUAUAAGGAUAGAAAUUCUAUUCACAAUCUGCCUCUUUUGCCAAUGUAUCUUUAUUUUUACACCUUUUUGGCCUACAAGGGAAUUAUAUG